Molecule: messenger RNA, 921 nt
Organism: Sparassis crispa
Lineage: Eukaryota; Fungi; Basidiomycota; Agaricomycetes; Polyporales; Sparassidaceae
Exons: 2
Coding region: 1-921 (306 amino acids)
Source: RefSeq, a predicted model, not a curated record
AUGUUGCUGGGCCCACCCUCGGGCACAGGUGUUGCAGGACCCAGUGGCAUGCAUGAAGUGCCUGCUGCAGUGCUAGGUUUAUCAGACAUGCACAUGGAGGCCAAUACACCAGUAGCGGAGGAAUUCACUUCGCCGAUUGACGCAAAUGUUGCAGAAGUGCAGGCAAUUGAAGCCCUGCCCAUUCCUCCACUGCUCACUUCAUCUGGACGUCCCAUUCGUACCAAUUGCAACCAGCUUCCUGCACGCUAUCGUGAUGUGAUACCUGAAGGACCUACAUGCAUGUCGCAACCAGAGGAGAUGCGCGAGCUAGGCGAAGAGCCCACAAGUGCACCGCUCGGGACACCAGUGUCCGAGCUGUACAUGCCAAACCUGGUCAGAAGCCUGCCCAAUUCAUUCAGCCUGGUCCAUCAGUACUUGCAUGUCCCUCUGCGAGAUCCAGAUGAUGGAGUGUCGGUGGAGAACCUAGUGAUUGGACAGGCUCCAAGGGAUGAAUCCGAUGAUUACACCAUUGCGUCACUGUCACCAGCACCACAUUUAUUUGGCCCAUAUCCAAAUAAGUCAUCAUAUCUACUUGGAUGGUGGUAUUGGAAUGGAAGUAUGACAAAGUCGAAGUCCGAUUUCAAGGAUCUGCUUGCCGUGCUUUCAAACCCACGGUUUACUGUCUUGGACCUGGUCGGUACCAAGUGGGACAUAAUAGAUCAUCAACUUGGCGAUAGCGGGCCUAGCACGAUCUUCAAUGCACGAGACGGGUGGCGCGAGACAUUGGUAGUGAUCAGCAUACCUUCGGGGCAAAGGGGCGUGCCUCCUGCAGAUUUCAAGAUUUCAGGAAUAUUUUACUGCCCCCUGGAAGAGGUGACUCGGGCUGUAUUCGAGAGCACAGCAGCAGCAACGUUCCACUUUGAGCUGUACACACUCCUUUGA